CACAGCUGUAUACUCGGUGGGAACACUGACACUAUCCAGAGUUACUUAGUAGUAUUGUGAGGAGUGGGAACAGCUGAUGCAGAACUUUUGAUCUCCUCUGUAGGUCGCCUCUCGGGCAGCCAUGGUCGACCGAUACAGCUCGAUGCGUCCUUCAGCAACUAGAGCGGCAUGGGGAAGAUCCAAAGAUGCUAGAUAUCGCUUGCGAUGGCCAUAUUAUCUCUCGGUUGCGAUCUUGCUCUUCCUAGCUAUUCUAGCAGGAAGUCAGGUCGCUCCACAGGACUCUCUGUUCUCGCUCCACGUACACGCACCGACCUGGCACACUCAUCGCGUUCUUACUGUCCGAUCACAAGACGAAGAAGAGGCGCCAAACCCGAAUGACCAGAAGCCACCACAGCCGCCGCGAUUGUUCAACGUCACUGUCGACAGUAUAGCCAAAUUGGCAGACCGUAUUGCUGCAGAAGAGACGUCGAUUUUUAAGGAAUCCAUCAAGAAUUUCAAGCCAGAAAAUGCAACAUUUGAAAAUAUGUUGCUGCCCUAUCUACAACAUGAGAGCCAGCAGGAUGCAGAUGUUGCUCCUCUCUACAUGUUGCCUAGCGUCGGCGUCGACGACACGCUCGCGAAAGCGUGUCGAAAUGCGUCUGUCAAGAUGGACGAUUCCUUUAGCGACACCUACACAUCGCCAGAGUUUUACGCAUUGAUCGACGCGGUUUACAAGAAGCAGAAAGAUGACAAGAACCUUGAUGACGAGUCUCGCGCCGCGAUCAAGGACAUUUGGCAGCAGUUUCAGGGCGCUGGCUUCAAGCUAUCGAAAGGACCGCAGCGGACAAGACUAAAUGAUAUCCAAGGUCGGCUUUCGGCACUUUCCUCAGCUUUUGACCUCGCAGUCAGUGGAGAUCCAACGACUUUGUAUUUCAAGCGCGAAGAGCUGGAAGGGGUAGAGGGUGAUUUUCUGAAUGGUCUGGAAAAAGGCAAAGGAGAGAACGAUGGCAAGCUGGUGGUGCCUGUGGCGAUCUUCACAAAUUACGACACUAUCACGAGACAUUGCAAGAAUGCCACAACGAGGCAUACUCUUGAGACUGCGUACAAUAACAUGGCCGCGAGCAAUAUUGCAAGAUUGGAAGAAGCCAUCGCUAUCCGCGACGAAGAGGCUCGGCUGCUUGGCUAUCCGACUUUUGCUGCAAUGCAUAUUGAGAAAACCAUGGCACAUACUCCAAAGGCUGUUGAUGAUCUCUUGGCCAAUGUUCGACAAAAGCUUGCUGUGGCCAACGAGGAGGAACUCGAGGAGAUGAAGAAGCUCAAGCUCAAGGAAGAAGGCAAUGCGGACAAGUUCUUCUUGUGGGAUGAGUUUUACUACCUUACGAAGCUUGACCAAGACAUCUAUAAAGUCGACAAUGACUUCAUCAAGGAGUACUUCGAAUCGACAACCAUUGUGCAGAAGGUUCUCGACAUGUAUGCAGAUAUCUACUCGCUACGCUACGUCAAGAUUGCAGGUUCAGAUGCAGACAAGAAAUCGCCAAGCGGAAAAGGCAGCGACUUGACCUGGCAUCCAGACGUGCAGCUCUUCGAAGUUUGGAACAAUGAAAAGGAUGGAGCAGAUGCUAAGGGUUUCAUGGGAUACAUCUAUGUAGACCUGUUCUACCGAAAAGGCAAGUCGUCCGGCUCAUUCGAAGUGCCCAUCGACCCCGGUUUCCAAAAAAAGGAUGGAUCGAGAUACUAUCCAACCUCAGCAGCGGUCCUGAACAUCAAAAAAUCUACUUCUGAGAAGCCAACUCUACUCCUUCGAAAAGAGGUCCAGACUUUACUGCACGAGCUCGGACAUGUUACGCAUCACACGGUAUCGAGGACCAAAUAUGCCCGUUUUCACGGUCCUGGCCCGUGCCCACGCGACUUUGUCGAGCUUCCAUCACAACUCAUGGAACUAUGGUCAUACGACCGCAAAGUGCUCAAACGUCUGAGCCAGCACUAUUCCUACCUCUCUCCAAAGAACCUCGACAUCUGGAAGAAAUCGCAAAACGACACCAACGCCAAACAACCGCCGGAAACCCUGUCAGAUGACCAAAUCGACAACAUCAUCAAGAACAAGAACGCCGCGAGCGGAAAUUUCGAGACCAGACAAACCAUGUACAGCAUGUACGACAUGGCCAUCCACGAACAACCGUCGCAGCAGGCCGCCAAGACCGUCGACUCAACCCUCUUGUGGAACCAAAUGCGCACGAACAUCACGAAAAUCCUAGGCGAAGAGGCUGUGGGCAAAGGUUGGCACGCGGGUCACCAUCAAUCGACAUUCACGCAUUACAUGGAAGGCUACGAAGCCGGUUACUACGGGUAUACGUGGAGUCGUGUCGAUGCUGCGGAUGUUUAUUACACGGCUUUCAAGGACGAUCCUUUCAGUGCGGAGGCUGGAGGGAGGUGGAGACAUACUGUGUUGGAACCCGGGGGGUCGAAGGAUUACGGGACCAUUUUGGAGAAGUUUUUGGGCCGGAAGCCGACUGAUGAUAAUUUUUAUAAGAGUUUGGGGCUUGAUGAGAAGACGGGAGUGAAGAAGAGGGAUUUGAGUGAUACUUAUUAGGAGGAGGGAGGAUGGGAGGGGAAGGUUGAUGGGGGCUGGAAAUGGAGGACGGGAGGUAGAGGUUGAUGGGCGUGGAAGUGGAGGAUAUGCGGACACUCACUACGGUAGAGCAGGGAUAGCGGCAUUCUGAGGUCGAAUCAUCAAAUAUAAUCUGGCCUGGGUCGUCUCG
Messenger RNA from Pseudocercospora fijiensis CIRAD86, 2738 nucleotides. RefSeq lists its product as uncharacterized. Gene Ontology annotation, cellular component: mitochondrial intermembrane space. Gene Ontology annotation, biological process: peptide metabolic process; proteolysis. The transcript has 6 exons. Bases 122 to 2569 code for a protein of 815 amino acids. The record is from RefSeq and is a predicted model, not a curated record. Gene Ontology annotation, molecular function: metalloendopeptidase activity. NCBI's taxonomy places the organism in Eukaryota, Fungi, Ascomycota, Dothideomycetes, Mycosphaerellales, Mycosphaerellaceae.